GAUGAUGCUCAGUGGCCAGUGUCCAUCGCUGCGUUCGUAAGCGUUUAUUUGAAUUUUAGUUUGUAGGUAUAAACUGCUGGCCUAGUGAUUUCAAUAACAUUUUAAUAAAAAAAAACACGCAUUGUAUUAACUCAGAACUAAAAAAAAAAAGUAAGCUAAACCUAUAUAAUAUUGCCGUAUAUAAUGCUUUUUAAGAAAUUAAUAAACUAUACUAUUUCUUAUAUUAUAUACGAUGUGCUCUUUGAAGUAUAACGUAAAAUUUAGUUAAAAGAAAAAAUGUCUAUGUACAGUGAAUGGGUAGGUACAUAAUAUUCUAUGUAAAUUGUCAACGUAAUUUUAACGGUUUUGUCUAUUUUUUUUCUGCAUUAUUUCUUUUUUCACUUAAUAGCUAAUUUUAUUUAAUACACUUAUUCUUAUUGCGAUGAGGUUAUUGACUUACUAUUUUAAACAACUGUCUGGUUUUCAUCACUAUAUUUUACGCAUUUAUAACAUAAUUUUAUAGGAAAUCUGCACUAUAUACAAUAUAAUAUUCCAAAAAGUGGAGACAGACACUCUAUAUACCCAUCUCAAAAUAAUGACAGUCGGAAUAUUUUCUACUACCUAUAGUCGUUGUCCUUGAAUCAUCCUUUCACCGCGUGUAUACGAUAUUGAUGACUAUGUGGAACGAAUAUUAUGAUCGUAUCACACAGAUAAAACUCUCUUAACAAUAACUUUAUUGCACUUUAUUAUUAAUAUUGUGUUUAUACCUGCUGUUUAAUUAAUAUAACAAAUUUAAUUUGCAUUCUCAGACGAUUUUUGAACAUAUAAUUUAAUUAAUUUAAAAUUCUACAGUCAUAUCAAUUAAUUUAGAAAAAAUAAUGUCAACGUCAAUUUUAUCAUAACGUUAUAGUAAUUUACAAUGAAAAAUAUCCAUCGACUUCAAGCCAAUUUGACGAGAUGGCGAUCGACCGCGGCUACUGCACAUUCACCUCUUUCAGCGGGAUCACCUGCACCAGCAGCAGCAGCAGCAACAGCAACAGCAGCAGAAGAUUUAGAAAUAACCAACGAAUGCGUUUCGGCAAAACCGUACAGUCAGGUCCCGGGUCCCACGCCGUGGCCGGUCAUUGGAAACACUUGGAGAAUGUUACCGGUCAUAGGUAUGUGAUAAAUAAAUAGGUACAUAGUUCAAAAGCAUUGAUACAAUCAAGGGAGGGAUUUUGGAAUGAACCCCUCUCCCUAAAAUUUGAAAUUUUUUUACGAAUCCUAUAGAUUUGUGUUGUAUAAAUCAAAUAGGGAGUAGCAUUGUAAUCGUUAUUCUUAAAAACCAUAGAAGUACAGGUUUUUUUUUAUUAUUAUUCUAAAUGUAGCGAAGAAUCUAUAAUAGUUAAUAUAAGAUACGUUUUUUUUUUCUUUCGGAAAACACUUUUUUUUGUUUUGUUAGUUUUGUAAUGUUUCAAAUUCUUCACAAUUUACCUUCAAAUAAGAUGUGGGUUUUUCGAUCUGUGAUACUUUGUCUGAAAUAUUCCACAUUUGUCUAGAUUCUCAUUAAUUUCGCGAAAAAUUAAAAAAACUGACAACAAAUAACGAUACAUUGGAUUUAUUUUUGUUGGUUUAUGGUUAAAUUAUUUGGUUUAUUACUUCAUUAAAUUUAUGCAGGAAAUGAUGAAUGGUUGAUUUUUGGCUUUUGGGUCUUGGUAAAAAUGUUUCGUACAAGAUUUGCUUUUACCCUCGUGGAUAUAUUAUAAUUUUAGUGAUCAAAUUUUCGAUUUUUCCAUUUUUUAACCAAUUGUUAUAAGUAUCUAUGUAAUUCCCGUUAUUAUAUUUGAAUUGAAAAAAACGUAUCUUAUCCUCCGAUAUUAUUUUUAGGCCCGUAUCAAAUAUCGGAUUUGGCAAACGUUUCUUAUAUUUUGUACAAACAAUACGGGAAAAUAGCUAAAUUGAGUAACCUCGUCGGUCGGCCGGAUUUGCUGUUUGUUUACGAUGCCGACGAAAUAGAAAAGGUGUACAGGCAAGAAGGCGAUACGCCGUUUAGGCCUUCCAUGCCGUGUUUGGUGAAAUAUAAAAGUCAAGUUCGCGGAAAUUUUUUCGGAAAACUACCAGGAGUCGUCGGAGUGUGAGUGUCCAAACGAAAACGUACACAUUAAUAUUUCAUUCAUUGUGGUUGUUCACUAUUUUUAUAGUCACGGAGAACCGUGGAGAGAAUUCCGGACUAAGGUUCAAAAGCCAGUUUUACAGCCGCAAACUGUUAAGAAAUAUAUUCAACCGAUUGAAGAGGUUUCUGAUUACUUUAUAAAACGGUGAGUGAUCUUAUUGUUAUAUCAACAAAGUAAUAGAUAAUUAUUUUUGAAUCGACAUUUCCAUAUAUACUUAAACUACGGAUUUUGAAGGUAUUUGCAUUUUCCCCCCUUCUAUGCAGUUCAGAACGAAAGUUUUUCAGUUAUUAUGAAUUAUAUUAUUCCUAUAACGAUGCUUUUUUGUUAUUUUUAAUAAUUCUACAUAAUCGAUUUAAGUGUAGUUAUUUUAUUUUCGUUUUAACGAAUUAUUACAUAAUAAUUGCUAACCUAACCAGUAACUUAAACCAGUAACAGUGAAAGGUUUUUCUAUUAUUGCUUUACUUUAAAUGUAUUCAGUAUGUAAAUUAGUAUAAAAAAUACAUUAUAUUAUAUCAUAUUAUAGUGUAUUUUAGUGCUUCAAAAUCCGUACUCUUAUUGUGUAUAACUGAGAUUAUAUUUCGACCUAUCUCCAUAAAAGAAUGCAAGAGAUGAAAAAUCACAAAUCCGAAAUGCCCGCCGACUUCGAUAACGAAAUUCAUAAGUGGGCUCUGGAAUGUAUCGGUCGCGUGGCGUUGGACGCGAGGUUAGGUUGUCUGAGACCAGAUUUACCGAAAAAUUCGGAGCCACAGAAAAUAAUAGACGCAGCAAAAUACGCUCUUCGCAACGUAGCUCUAUUGGAACUCAAGUAUCCGUUUUGGCGAUAUUUGCCGUCCACUCUCUGGACAAAAUACGUCAACAACAUGGAUUAUUUUAUCGAGUAAGAAUUAAUGGAAUAUUAAGUUAACUUUAAUGUUGUAUUUAUAUAUUUUAAAUACUAUAUAAUAUAGGUAGCGCUGUAGCAGUGGUUAUAAUUACUCGAAACAAAGAAAAAAAAAUAUUCCGAAAAAAAUGAGCGUAUCUAACACGGCGUUAAUUUGUUCAAACUUAAAAUUACCAUAUUAUAUAUACAUUGUAUACUACCAAACCUUGUUAUACAUAUAAUGUUAGGUACCUACACACAAUUUGUAAUGAAUUAUCUAUUGUUUUGUAUAUUUUUGUAUGGAAUUUAAAAAUUAUUUUACCCGACACAUAAUUAUAAUAUUAUUAUAUAUUUAUACACAAACAAUAAUAUAAAACAAAAACUUGAUUAUCUUAAAUAAUAUAUCAUUGAAAUAUGUUUGAAUAUAGAAUUUGUAUGAAAUACAUCGACGAUGCUAUGUUGCGAUUGAAAAGCAAAUCACAAACAGUGACGGACGAAAGUGAAUUGUCUUUGGUGGAAAGGAUUUUAGCAAAAGAAUCGGAUCCAAAAACGGCUUACGUAUUGGCUUUGGAUCUUAUACUAGUUGGGAUAGACACGGUUCGUACAUUUUCACGUAAAAAUAUUUACACGAUUUAAUUCAUAGGUGUGAUCGAUUUUUGUUUAUUUUGAAAAUUCAAAAAUCAUAACUUUGUUUAUUCUACAUUUAAAAAACUUACGAUUUUUAAAAUUUAAAAUUUCUAUUUAAUAAUUUUCGAAUUAUAUAAUUAUCUCACUGUUAAUAUACACUUAACAAUACAAUGUAUGUAAUUAUAAUACUUAUUGUUUAGAUUUCGAUGGCCGUUUGUUCGAUGCUUUAUCAAAUAGCCACGAGACCGGAAGAACAAGAAAAAAUUCAUCGAGAAAUGUUGGCGAUCCUACCCAAUAAAGACGACAAACUAGACUCAAGUAAACUAGAGAAAAUGGUUUAUUUAAAAGCGUUCAUUAAAGAAGUGUUGAGGUAAAUGAAAUCAUGUUAUUCGACAUUUGUUUAUUUUUUAAGAUUUAAUAGACACAUAUUUUAUUGUUAUUAUUUUAAUAUUGCAGAAUGUAUUCGACCGUGAUCGGUAACGGUAGAACGCUGCAAAAAGAUAUGGUGAUUUGUGGAUACAAAAUACCUAAAGGUGUAAGUAUACUGAUGCACGUUUAAAACGAUGAUAAAAUAAUGUUUAUUAAAUUUUUUACAUGAUAUUUUUCGUUCGAGUUUACCUACUCGGUUUGUUCGAUCAAAACUCGUUAAGUUAUUAACUAUAUAAUAUUAUAAACGGGAAUAACGAGGUCAAUAUCCUGAUAUUUCUUGAAUCACGUUUUCCCAAACUAUAAAAAUAAAACAAUUAAUGUAACUUGUAAUAUUUUUAAACAAAAGUGUAAACACUUGUAUUGUAUUGUUAUCAAUAUACUUUUAUCGAACUGCUUGACGAAGCAAUCAAAAUUAACAACACCGCGGUCGAUUUGUGUAUCGUAAUCGUUGUUAUUAUCUUCGAUUUCGGUGUUCGAUUCUUUGCGAUGGUCGUAACGCAAACUCGCAGCUGUCCAGUUAUUACCGUUUUCGUUCGUAAAAUAAACAUUUUUUCCUAUACAUUUUGAUUUGUAUUUAAUAUUAUUAUGAGAGUCGUUUUCGUUGCCUUCGUAUUCAUUUUGAUCGUCACAAGAGGACGAAGACAAAGUAAUAUUCGCUUUGCAAUAGUAUGGGUCAUUACUACUAGUUUGUGCGAACGUGUAUUUGUCUCGAAUGCUGCAGGUCUCGGACACCUAAACAUAAUAAUAUACGAAAAAAUAAUUAACGAACGUUUUAUACGGACAUCAUAUCAUUCACUGGACACUCUAUCGGAAAGUAAGUACCUAUAAUAUUGGGUUUUAUUAUUGAACAGAUUCAAUUGGUUUUUCCGACCAUCGUUACGGGAAAUAUGGAAGAAUACGUCACGGAAUGUGAACAUUUCAAACCUGAAAGGUGGAUGAAACAAUCUACGGAUUAUAUACAUCCAUUUGCAUCGUUGCCAUAUGGACACGGGCCGAGAAUGUGUCUCGGAAGACGAUUCGCUGACUUAGAAAUGCAAGUCUUCUUAGCAAAGGUAACCUAUAACCUAACACUAUACCUUAAUGUGUAAUAUUUUAUUUUUUAGCUUAUAAAUAUCAAAUACUAUGAUAGAGCCCAAUAAUAAAAUUAUAAUUAUACGUAUCACCGAAUCCUAGGGGGACGUAGGUUAAUCAUAGAAAACUAUAAUGAAAAAAGUGUCUAGAAUAAAAAGAUAAUUUUUUUAUAAGGAUUAUAAUAUUAUUAACAUAAUUAUAACAAGAUACAACAAAUUAUUGCUUCCAAGAACCUAUGCAUUUUUCGAUUGGAACUCAAGAGCACGGAAAUUUCAAAAAUUCUUUAAAAAAUAAUUAUAUAUAAGAUAGCUUUAAUUUUGCAUGUGGGUACCUACUUGCACACAAAAAAACAAUUAAUAUCCUUAAAUCAGAUAAAAUAUCGAGAACUGUAGCUGUAAAGCUUGACAAGAUUAGCCAAGAAAGAAUUGUGCAUCUCUGAAAAAGGUGCAAAAUCUAGAAUUUAUACAUACAAUAGAAAUAAAACGUUUAAAUGGAAAUUUAAGGAUAUAAGUGCAGAUAUUUUUAUGUGGCCCAGGGCGUUGAAAAGUUUUAUUGUUUUGGCUUUGAAGCCUGCACCAUAUACACCUCGUACUACUGCUGUAGUUACCUAUUAUUUAUUAAUUAUUAUAAUUAGGUAUCGAAAACAUUAGCUUAUUUUUUUGGCUUGACAUUAAACCUAGCAGAGUUUUGUGGAUAUUUAUGUUAUAAUACGAGUUCAAAACGAAACUUUAAAGUUUUUUUUUUGCUUAUUGUGAGUUUUAAUAGUAUGGUUUUUAUUAGAUUUGUCUCCUUUUUUUGAAUAUAUUUACUUUGUGAUUACGUAAACCACCCAAAAAUCCAGAUCCCCUCUCCCAUUCUAUAAUUUUCAAACAUUUCGUCUUGUAUUUUAUUUAUCUAAUACGUAUUGUUUGUAGUGCUAAACAUUUUUAAAGUGCUUAUUUUAGAAUUUAAAGGGCUAAUUAUUAUAAGGGCAUACAAUACACAGUUUUUUUUAGCUUUUUAACAUUAACACUACUUAGAGCCGGUUCACAAUAGGACGACUAUGGUAUAAACGAUAUCGUGUACACGACAAUCGAAAGCAAGUGUAUUAAACAUUUCAUACUUAACCGACAAAAAUCGUUGUCGUGUAAACGAUAAACGACUGUCGUUCUUUUGGCUGUGGGAACCUGAUAGUUCCCACCACAAUGACCGACUUUCGUUGUCGUUUGAAUAAUAAGAUUAUAAUUAUUGCGGUAGUAGGUAUGAACGGAACGGUUAUAGGAACGGUUCACAUCUAGCCGAUACAUUUCGAACUGUCGUUUGUAUAAUCAAUGAGAGCUAACUUGCGUGCAACUAACUUGAUAAUGUCUUUUACUCGUGUUUAUGUGAAAUACAUAAAACAAACGUGUUGUGCAGUGUUGAAAUCAACUAAAAUAUGUCGUUUACACGACAGUCGUUCUAAAGUGAAACGGUCCCUUCAGAGUCUAAAAUUAAUACAUUUAAAUUUUAACGUUUGAUCUGUUGUGUACUAUUAUAGUUGAUUCGAUCGUAUAAACUGGAGUUUCUACACAAACCGUUGGAAUACAAAGUAACAUUUAUGUACGCGCCGGACGGCGAAUUGAAAUUCAAAAUGACCGAGAGGCCGUGAUAUCAUCACCAAUUUUAUGUUAUUUCGUCGACGAUCAAAAUUAUUGAUAACCAAUUACACACAAAAACCUACUUAAUAUUUGCUAUAAUUUGUUUUUUUUUUUUUAAAUUUUAUUUACUUUUAUUAUUAUUAUUAUUAUUACCUUAUUAUUGUUAUACGUAUUAUCAUCGUUUUGUUUUUUGUUCUCUGGAUUUUCGUCAUCAAUAAAAUAAUUAUUACACUUCGAAUCGCAAUAAUUCGUAACCGGAUAUUUUAAUAAGGCCCGGUGAUUCUUUCUAAUUGUUUCUCGAUCGGUACAUUUUUUAUUUGAACGUAUUCUCAGUUCGGGAUUUCCAUAAUCGUCCCGCGACGGUUCCGCGAUCGGCCUUUCUGAAUUCCUAAAAAACGCAAAAACCUAUUUAUUCAGUAUGCCCACGUUUACGCACGUCGUGUGCAUUUUUUCUCAACGUCACUUUAUCGUUGUAUGUUCGCUUUUUUUAUGAUUUUCUGCGAACGUAGCGUUAUUCAAUAUCGUUUGAUUAUUUAUACUGUACGUGUUUUGACCGUUAUGACUGUAAAAGUCCCAAAUUUUAUCGCGUUUACUUAGAUCGCUGCUGUCGAUAUUAACUGUAUCGUUGUUUAUCGCCGUCGGUUCGUUUACAUGCCCGGGCCUUUGAACUGAAGAAAUAAGUACGCACGAAACGUAUAAAUUUCAAACGGAACUACAUCAACGAAAUGUUAUCAAUGUUCGAAAUCAAUAACGAAUUUGUAAAGUAUUACAGAUUCGUUUUUGUUUUUGUUAUUAUAUCAUAGUUUUUUUUAUAUUAUAAUAUUAUAAAUAAUAAUUAAUUAUUAUUAUCACAUGACCACGAGCAAAAAAAAGCCAUGAUCCUUAUUUUUGUAGAUAUACCUAGGUACCAGCUAUAUAUUAUAGUUUAUGCCUAUAUUAUUAUUUGUUUUAUAUUUAGACUGAUAUUGGAAUCAAAAGAAAAAAAUAUAUAAAUGUACACAGAUAUAUAUUAAAAAUAAAAAAAAGUUUUUAUUAUUUUCAUAAUAGGAUAAUAUUAUAUUUUAUGACAUGCAAUGUUUAAAUAUUAUUGCAAAUUUUCGAUUUGCAAC
Cinara cedri is the source of this 7843-nucleotide messenger RNA. Lineage: Eukaryota; Metazoa; Arthropoda; Insecta; Hemiptera; Aphididae. The record is from the annotation of a GenBank genome assembly.